UCGGCCGGCGUGAGCGCGGCCGCGCGGUGGGAGUGCGGGGCGGAGAGGCGGGCGCUCCGUUUCCGGGUCAGGCCCUCUCCCACCGGCCGGGGCUUUGCUCUUCUUCUCCAUGGCUAGCGGCGGCGGCGCGGGCGCGGCGGCCUCGACCAACCUCAACGCCGUGCGGGAGACCAUGGACGUCCUACUUGAGAUUUCAAGAAUUUUGAAUACCGGUUUAGAUAUGGAAACGCUGUCUAUUUGUGUACGACUUUGUGAACAAGGAAUCAACCCGGAAGCUUUAUCGUCUGUUAUUAAGGAGCUUCGCAAGGGUACUGAAGCACUGAAGAUUGCCUUGGUGUAAUCAUAAUCGGCCUGUUCUCCAUCCAUAUCUGUAUCUAAGGCUGGAUCAUUUUGCCUAGGACCAAUAAUCUGGAGAGUGAAUAGAAAUAACGUGCAGCUGGACCAGCUAGCUUUGGGCAUUCACUCCUCAUUAUUCCCUGUUGCUGGAUAUAUGAUCACACUCUGAACCCCCAGUUCGCAUUUGUGUUAAUUAAAUAAAAGCCAUCUUGGGUCAGGA
Peromyscus eremicus (cactus mouse) is the source of this 556-nucleotide messenger RNA. RefSeq names its product mitotic spindle organizing protein 1 (gene Mzt1). Lineage: Eukaryota; Metazoa; Chordata; Mammalia; Rodentia; Cricetidae. The transcript has 3 exons. Gene Ontology annotation, cellular component: gamma-tubulin ring complex; centrosome; spindle. Gene Ontology annotation, biological process: mitotic spindle assembly; microtubule nucleation by interphase microtubule organizing center; gamma-tubulin complex localization. The record is from RefSeq and is a predicted model, not a curated record. Bases 110 to 340 code for a protein of 76 amino acids.